Phasianus colchicus (ring-necked pheasant) is the source of this 484-nucleotide messenger RNA. NCBI's taxonomy places the organism in Eukaryota, Metazoa, Chordata, Aves, Galliformes, Phasianidae. The record is from RefSeq and is a predicted model, not a curated record.
UCUCAUGUUUUUCUAGGCCAUAAGGAGUGUGAGCUCGUCCAGUACACCAUGGUGGCUGAAACUGCCUCUGUGUCCUGGGAGGAAGCAGAGAGCUGCAUCCGAGGCACCACAUCCCUCAUGUCUCACUGCCUGCAGAAGGGGGAGAACAUCGCCCUUGUGCUUAAAGACAUGGGAGUGCUGGUCAUUGAAGGCACAAGGGUGCAAAUGAAAUUUUAUUAUGAUUUCCUAGAGAGGUUGUCUGGGAAGGAGAACCUGGAGGAGGCUGUUUUCAAGAUCCCCCGGCUGAUGGACAUGAUUGUAUCCCCGGUGACAGCCGUGGCCUCUCUGACGUUCUCAGGACGUGUGAUUAUCUUUCCUGAGUGAGUAUGUUUGCAUGUGUGGGCUCUGCCUGGUGCAGUUGUUCAGCUCUCAUUCAGGAGCAUUUGCUCUUUGUGGCCAUGGGUAUCCCCUUGUGGAGACACUGCGCAUCACUUUCCUUGAUAUC